UUCGCCCCCACCCAACGGCUGCUGCUUCGGGCUUCGCGGCUCAAAAACAACAGCAGAGGCGCCGCCAGCUCCGCGCUCCGCCACUGCCCAGGCCGGCGGGCGGCCCUGGGACCCGCCGCCCGCGGUCCUGCGCGGAGCUGCGGAGGCCAACAUGCCCCGCGCGGGGGCACAGCGUGGGGGCGGCGGUCCGAACACCGGGCGUCCUCGGCGGAUCGUCCCAGCCCGCGCGCUCCUGCCGCGGCAGCCCCGUCGGGCUCCGCCGCGCCCCCAGUCGGCACCGCUUGCCUGCUCGGAUUCGAACCCGGAUGCGGCUCCCACGGGUCCAGGGUGCCCAGUCCUGCAGCCAGCUCGCCGCCGGAGCCCCUGCCGGAGGAAGCGCUCCUUAGCCUCCGCAGGGGCUGUUUCUGGCAAAAGGGGCUGGACCACAGAACAGCUGUGUUUAGCGCCCGACCCAGCUCUGGAGGUCUUGCUCUACCUCUCAGGCUGGGGCACCACUGUAGCCCUGGAUGGCCAAGGGGGGCCCUGAACCUGCUCACCGGAGUGGCGGGGAGGUGCUCGAGCCCAGGAACACAAGCACUGUCCUGCCUAAACCCCGCCAGAGGCAGGUUUCCGACCGUGGGCCCAGCCUGGCUGGAGCUGCUGGCUACAAAGGACUCAAGGUCACUCCCGUACUCGGCACCCCAGGUCCCUGCCUGCUCCUGCCUGAAGCCUCCAAGGGCUCCGGAGGAGGCCUGGGGUAGUUACCAUGGUGCCCGCGAAGCACUCCCAUCUGCAGAGAGGGUCUCUACCCCACCCUCACCCUGCAGCCCAGCAAAGGCCUCCUUUUCCCUUGCCCUGGAGGUUGCCAACGGAUGCCAAGGUUGCGUAUCCCUGGUGCUCUUGGGGUGCACCAACUCUCUCGGUCCCUCUCCCUGCCCCUUCCUCCAGCUCAGGAGGUGAUUCUCAGAACCCUGACCAGGCUAGGGCAGGACAGCCAUCCCUGGCACUGUUGCCAGGGCCUAGGGAAGAAGGGCAGGAGGUAUGGGAGCAAGCUGGUCUGUGCCGUCUGGUCCCUGCCCUUUGCCAGGCUGUGGGGUAGGGAUGGGGUCACUGCUUCUCUGGUUCUGCCAGGGGAGGGGUAGCUGCUGGUCAAGGCUGGCCAGGGAGAUGGCCGAGCUGCCCACCCGCACGUUGCCCAAGCAGCCCUGGCUCCAGCGUCUCCCAGUCUGCUGGAGGAGCCCAGGCAGGCUGUUCCCAAGGCCAUGGCCCUGGCUGAGGUUUCGUCCUGGCCUGACCAGGCCCUGCCCCCGCGUGGCCACACUUAGAAGCGGAGAGCAGGUCAGGCGUCGUUGAGGAGUCCCGUGGGGAGAAAAGGUGAAGCGGGGAAGGGCAGAUGCAGGUCCUCCCUGGGACGCAGUUCCCUGUCCCUGCCUGGCAAGGGCUUUGGGGGGCUUGGGGAACAAGUAGGGCAAGUGGAGGCCCAGCGGGAAAAAGGUUGAUAGUAACAGGUUUGAGGGCAGCUUUCAAACCAAGUCUCGCUCUGCAGAGCUUUGGGGCUGAUGCCAGGUCCUAGGACCCCUGUGCUGGGACUGUAAGUGCUGUGAGCUCAUUCCCAGUGACCUCCUUGUCUUGGCCACAGACAGUGAAUGUGGGUUGGCCCCAUAGAGGCUGCUACACUAGACAGCUGCAUGCUGCUGUCAAGUUCCAAAACCAACUUCAUAGCCGGGGUCUAGGAGGCCGGAGAGGGCCUUUUACCUCUGCCUUCUGCUGGGGGCUGGGCAGGGAGGGAGCCCAUGGAAACUCGUUUACCCAUGAGCCCUGCAGACUCCCAGUGCUCCCAGUGCCCAUAGACCCAUGAGCAGGUGAAUUCCUUAGGGAAAAGGCCAGGCUUGAAAGCCAGAAAUGCUGGUCCUGCAAUGCUGGAGGAAGUAUCUUACUAGACAUCGCAUAGGAGGGCCCCAAGCCCCAGGGGAUCCCCAGAAACCCAUUGAGUAGCAAAACUACCAAGAGGGCCCACCAUGCACUCCCAGAGUCUACAAAUGCAUUCAGGGCUAGAGGGCUCCUUGGCUUGGCCAGACUUUGUGCCCCGUGUGAACUGGCAGGGUCAGAGCUGCCCCAGCCGCCCCUCCUAGCCCUUCAGGCCCCAGGGAGCCCUGCUUUGGGCUGUAUGUGCAGGACAGGAGUGGGCAUGGCGCCUAGCAAGGUGAACUGACCUCAUCUGUUCUCACCCCUUUCCCUCCCGGUCUUCUGUGCAUUUUGAACUUGGCUGUGGUCUUUCAGACACUUGGUCUCAGGCUCUAUUGAAUUCCAGGGCAAGUUUUACUCACUCCCCACCCCCACCUUGUUCCUUUAGGAAAAACUCCGGUAGCAAAGAAGCACAUAUCCUCUAGUUUGCCAUCUGGGUUUCCUGGGAGAUUGGAAAUGCCCCAGGAAGGAUCCAGACGGCCAGCACUCACCCCACCCCCAUACCUGGGCCACUGAGUCAGGCCAGGAUGAGGCUAUGGCUCUCUCGGCAUGUUCUCCUGCCCCAUACUUGGUGGGAAUGUCUCCCAGACUUGAGCAGCAGGAGGCAGGAGACCACAGAGGCCCUUGGGGAAGGCUGCCUUUGAUCCCACAAACAGAGGGGACAUGGAGGAGGGCUGCUGGACCCCACACCUAGCAGGGGACUCGAUGGGGGCUGAGUGCUGGAAGGAGCCUGUGCUUGGUCUAGAAUGGUGGGUGUGUGGGGGAGAACAGGCCAUCGGAAAGGCCAUUUCUUCCCUAUUCAGGCCUCUGGAAUGACCCGAAGCGGGCGCUUUCUCCAGUGUCAUGCCUUAGCCGCACACCAGGACCACAGGAAUCCCCCCAGACCCUGGGGUCAAUAUUUCAGGGCUCCUUUUCACCUUCCUCCCACCCAGGCCUGGGAAAGCUUCCUGUGCACCAGAGUUCUUGGAGAGGACAGGGCACAGUUCCCAGUCCUGGCCCAGUGGCGGCAGGGCUGGGUUCCCUGUGCUGCUCAGAGGUGGGGGCCUCCCAAAGCCGAUACCUGAUUCCUGUUCCCAGAGUGGGGAACUGGGAGGAGUGGACUUCUCAGGACUGCGAACCCUGUCCCUGAUUUCCAACAAACCCCAGAUGUGUGGAAACGACGUCUUCUGAGUGCAGGGGGAGCCUUGUCCCUUGCAGAUGGGCUGCUUCCGCGGACCGCCGGGCGGUUGCAGGCACCAUGCCGUGGCCGCCUUAGUGGAGUCCCUUUGCCCACUUCCUGUCCCGGCAUCCCCGCUAGGUGCCUGGCUCUUCUGUGCAGAUGUCCCGGUGUCUGGAGCCCUGGAGUUUUUUGGUUUGUUUUGUUAAAGAGGUGGAGAUGGUGAACCUGAACUCCCUGGGUCUCUGCACGUUGGGGCAGGAGGGAGCCUGAUGCCGGCUUAACCCGGCUCACUGAG
Messenger RNA from Cebus imitator (Panamanian white-faced capuchin), 3398 nucleotides. RefSeq lists its product as uncharacterized. The coding region runs from base 152 to 526 and encodes 124 amino acids. The record is from RefSeq and is a predicted model, not a curated record. The transcript is spliced from 3 exons. Lineage: Eukaryota; Metazoa; Chordata; Mammalia; Primates; Cebidae.